Symbiodinium sp. CCMP2456 is the source of this 3002-nucleotide messenger RNA. The record is from the annotation of a GenBank genome assembly. Lineage: Eukaryota; Dinophyceae; Suessiales; Symbiodiniaceae.
GUCUCAACCGAGCAACAUACCCACUCCUCGCCGCCGCCAUGCCAAAACGACGCUUCCAGGCCCACGAAGUCGCGCUCCAAGAGCCAAUCGCGAAACGAAACAACAACAACGCCGACCCAACGGCCGGGCGCUACCUCAUAGCCACCGUCACCUAUUGGGGCAGCGCGGCCUACUACUUCAACGACACGCCAACAACAACCAAGCUGUGGCAGGUACAGGUGGAUCACGCCGGCUACAAUAACUUUAGCUACAAAAUUCUCGGAACCGUGAAUGACACACUCCGAAACUAUCCAGACUCCAACGUUACGGACCUAAAGAGCAUGGAACAGCACCUCAAGAUCCGAAUCCUGAAUGGUGCCCCUAGCCAACAAGGAGAAGACAACGAUCCAGACGGCAUGCAGUUCACGCCAUGGCGAGCCGUGCUCUACUUGGGAAACGACGACCUCAACCCGAUCUUGGAUCUUAUCCAUCGCAUCCUGAAGCACAAAAUGGAUCAAGCGCAAAUUUUGGACAUACCGGUGCUGCAAGUACAAUCCAACUGUGUGCAGUGGAACCCCGCACAAGAAGACCUGCCACAGCCGUGGCAACUACUACGCACGGAACCAGAAUGGAUGCCGAACAUUUUCAAAGUCUUGCCUCCCAGAGGACGAAGACACAUCGUCUGCCAACUCGAAACCGCCGAAGACGAUCACUACAACCUCAUGUUUCUGGGCGGGCUCUACGUGUUUCGGGAACAGUUCGAUGCGCAGCAGAUCCCGUACGGAUACCACAAAACGGUGGAUCCAACCGAAAAGCGAAUCUACGUCCGCCUUCUCAAAGUACAGGACAGCGAAGACGGCAAAAACAAAGUCCUCCGAGUAGUGAACAACGUCUUGCACCACAUGCCAGUCUAUUUCUACCACUACAUCGAAGACAAGCAAGACCCCAUGCUCACCUGGGCAGACACCUGGUUUCUCCACAGCGACCAGCACGAGACGCUCUGGCAAGUACAUUUGCAACACACGCAGCCGAGCUACACGCACAUCUCCAUCCUUUCCGGCAUAAGGAAGUUCCUGGCAUCAGGACAACACGGCAUGCAAGGAGUCAGGGACUUCCAGAGCCUAGAAGAACACGCCAAAAUCACCGUGCUGAACCACGCACUCGGAGCCAACAGCGCAGAGCACACACAUGCAUCAGAGAACAUACCAACAAAGCCCGUGUUCUACGUGCAUCAGAAAUCCCUCAACCAGUUCUUCCGAUUCCUCCGCGACAUGCUAGAGUACGAACACCAACGCAAGCAAAUUAAGCAGGAGCUGCCACACAUGCUGCUACACUGCAACAGUCCCAACAGCUACGCCAAGCUAUCCGCACCGCCUGCGCCGUGGACGGUACUGCCGUACAACACACCCAACACCAGAGUGGAAGAAAUAUUCAAGCUACCACCACCCAGAGGAACCCGCCACACCAAAUGCAACGUAACGAAAUCGAAUGGAAAGUACAUGCUAACCUUCCGCGGAGGCCUCUUCGACCAACCGCAGAUGUUUGAAAGACACAACACCGAAAAACGCCAAUACGAAGCCGGCCUCCUCCUCUGCGUCAAAAACGACCAGAAAGGGCGCGGGGCCGUCAUCAAAACACUCGCAACCAUACUGCAGCACGCUCCCAUCUGCCUACAACAUCGGCUCAAGAAUCACCGAGACGACUUCCUCAGCUGGAGGCGAUUCACAGAAACCUACAAGUCGCAGACAAUGUAUGCCAAGACACCUGCAUCUGCUGCACUCGCUGCGGAGAAGAGGGGAGUGGCCGUCGUACGCCUGAACUUGAUAGUGCAGCGUGUCAUCUCACAUCUUUCCAUGCCCGUUCGACCGAGCAGCAUCUGCGACCAAAUCAUCAACGACACCUUCGAUUUCAGCGAAGAAAGCGCUUCCACCACGUCCGGCACGUUCUCCUGCCAACAACUAAGCCAUGCAGAGAAAUCAGAGGAGGAGGACGGAGCCGACACACGCAGCUCGGCCCCUUCCAACCACGACGCCGAACCAGACUUGCCGGUGGCAGACAACAAAGGCCACCCAGACAUCGGCGACAGCAUCCUCACCCUCUACCCACAAGCGCUGCAAAACAUUCUGGCCCAAGUGCAAGACACGGUCGUUGUCGGCACCAAAGUAAAACGGAAAUGCACCUGGCUGGCCAGCCAAGGCUGCAUCAAGGCCAGAGCCCUCAUCGAGCAAGUCAGACGCAUUGACCUCAAGGAGUUUCACGAACUGUACCAGCAUCAUCAUCAGCUGGAUCCACCGGAUUCCAAAAACUUCUACGCCCUCACAAUCACCAACGUCCGCCAAACAAACGUGGACUUCAACUACUACCAACUAACGGCGCCCUCUCUGUUCACACGAUAUCGCACUGCGCCAAGCGACCUCUGCCCAAUAAGCAGUGCCAUCGGCUGGGUCAGGUUACUCCCAACAGUCCUGCCUAUCGCGCUCGCAACACUGCUCGAGCACCUAGACGCUUGGGCUUUGCAGAACCUGCUGCAAACGAGCAAAUGCGGUCAUGGUUCCCCGCAGCAUCAGAGCCUCCGGCGCGAUGCCCGAGACCUGCGCCAAACCCUGACGAUCCUAACCCACAACAUUCGCCUCCCCGGUCUACCACUCGCCUACGAUGUAACAAUCACACCGCAGCACCUGCUGGACCAGCAAUCAAGACACCACUCCCUCCACGCCUCCAUCACCAAGGCCGAAACUAGCGCAACCACCAAACCGACCAAUCACGGCCGACACAUGCAGGACCUCCUACGGCAAGGUAAAGCCAGCACGUUCACUGAGCUCGUGAAAAACAUGAACCCCAGCUGGCAACAGAACAAACGCUUUCAAGCAUUCUUGCACUUCCUCAACGACUCCCACACCACGAUCUCCUACACGCCUCAGUUCAGCCAGAGCGAAUACCAUUUCCGAGACAUCAUCAGCCCGGCCCGGCUACAGGUGGUUUUCCGAUACCGGAACCAUUCGGGCUUCCUCCACGCGGAGUGA